AUGCUUUUCGCCUCUAUACUCGCACUCGCGGGACUCACUGAGGCAAUGCCUCAGUGGAACGACCUGGUCACUCGGCAGGGCUCGACUACUAUGCUGCGUUUUGGAUGCCCCCAAAUUGUUAUCGACAGAAUUGACCCUCUAGUCAAUCCUGGACAAGUCCCAUCCACCCACGUUCAUCAAAUUGUGGGCGGAAAUGCGUUCAACGCUUCAAUGACAACCAGUGAUGUCUCCAACGUUGCCACUUGCACUACUUGCCAGUUUUCCGAAGAUUUCUCUAACUACUGGACGGCGAAUCUUUACUUCAAGGCUCGUAAUGGCACUUAUAAGCGUGUUCCCCAGGGGGGUGCGGCUCUACAAUUCAACGACAAGUUCAGCACACAAAUUGCCGGUGGUGUUCUUGUAUACUACGUUUCAGCACAACCCGGAAAGAUCACAGCUUUCAAACCAGGAUUUCGUAUGCUCGUUGGUGACCCUAACCAGCGCUCAAGAAAGGACACCACGUUGAAGAGACAAAACUGCUAUCGUUGUUAUACGGGUCCAAACUUUGGUGGUGAUACCAGUGCUCCAUGCAUGGAUGCUAAGAUAGAUACUGAGGCAUUGCCCCCUAAGCCAUGCCUAGGUGGUAUUCGUUCCAACAUCCAUUUUCCAACCUGCUGGGAUGGAAAGAAUCUCGAUAGUCCAAAUCACCAGGACCAUGUUGCGUACCCUGUCGGCGGCCCUGCCAAUUUCUUGAGCCUUGGUGGUGCUUGCCCAGCAACCCACCCUGUCAGAAUACCGCAGUUGAUGUACGAGGUGGUUUGGGAUACCACGAAGUUCAACGACAAGUCGAUCUGGCCUACAGAUGGUAGCCAGCCAUUUGUUUUGAGCACUGGGGAUGCUACUGGACUUGGCCAACAUGCCGACUACGUAUUCGGUUGGAAGGGAGAUUCCCUCCAAAAAGCCAUGGACAAAUCGGGAUGCAUGGGAGCAACUUGUGGAACUCUUAAGACACAGUCAAUCGAGGCGGCUAAGAAGUGCGCCGUGAAAACCACCGUGAACGAAAAUGUCGACGGAUGGCUCGACAAACUCCCUGGAAUCGCAAUGCCGAUGAUGUAA
Glarea lozoyensis ATCC 20868 is the source of this 1095-nucleotide messenger RNA. RefSeq lists its product as uncharacterized. The coding region runs from base 1 to 1095 and encodes 364 amino acids. The transcript has 8 exons. NCBI's taxonomy places the organism in Eukaryota, Fungi, Ascomycota, Leotiomycetes, Helotiales, Helotiaceae. The record is from RefSeq and is a predicted model, not a curated record.